AUGACGUGUCAUGGUUGGCUGGGACCAAUGGUUGAAUACGGCACAGUGGUUGAAUAUGGCACAGUGGUUGAAUACGGCAUAGUGGUUGAAUACGGCAUAGUGGUUGAAUACGGCACAGUGGUUGAAUACGGCACAGUGGUUGAAUACGGCACAGUGGUUGAAUACGGCAUAGUGGUUGAAUACGGCAUAGUGGUUGAAUACGGCAUAGUGGUUGAAUACGGCACAGUGGUUGAAUACGGCAUAGUGGUUGAAUACGGCACAGUGGUUGAAUACGGCGCAGUGGUUGAAUACGGCACAGUGGUUGAAUACGGCACAGUGGUUGAAUACGUGGUUGAAUACGGCACAGUGGUUGAAUACGGCAUAGUGGUUGAAUACGGCACAGUGGUUGAAUACGGCAUAGUGGUUGAAUACGGCACAGUGGUUGAAUACGGCAUAGUGGUUGAAUACGGCAUAGUGGUUGAAUACGGCACAGUGGGUGAAUACGGCACAGUGGUUGAAUACGGCAUAGUGGUUGAAUACGGCACAGUGGUUGAAUACGGCACAGUGGUUGAAUACGGCACAGUGGUUGAAUACGGCAUAGUGGUUGAAUACGGCACAGUGGUUGAAUACGGCACAGUGGUUGAAUACGGCACAGUGGUUGAAUACGGCACAGUGGUUGAAUACGGCAUAGUGGUUGAAUACGGCACAGUGGUUGAAUACGGCAUAGUGGUUGAAUACGGCAUAGUGGUUGAAUACGGCACAGUGGGUGAAUACGGCACAGUGGUUGAAUACGGCAUAGUGGUUGAAUACGGCACAGUGGUUGAAUACGGCACAGUGGUUGAAUACGGCAUAGUGGUUGAAUACGGCAUAGUGGUUGAAUACGGCACAGUGGUUGAAUACGGCACAGUGGUUGAAUACGGCAUAGUGGUUGAAUACAGCAUAGUGGUUGAAUACGGCACAGUGGUUGAAUACGGCACAGUGGUUGAAUACGGCAUAGUGGUUGAAUACGGCACAGUGGUUGAAUACGGCACAGUGGUUGAAUACGGCACAGUGGUUGAAUACGGCACAGUGGUUGAAUACGGCACAGUGGUUGAUUGA
Messenger RNA from Procambarus clarkii (red swamp crayfish), 1077 nucleotides. The record is from RefSeq and is a predicted model, not a curated record. Lineage: Eukaryota; Metazoa; Arthropoda; Malacostraca; Decapoda; Cambaridae.